GGCCCGGGACACGCCUUCCCCGGAGCGGAACAAAACGGGGCGCGGGCCGGGCGCACCCAGUCGCCGCUUCCGAAGAGCGUUCCCGCCCGCGCGCCGCGUAGCCGGUUGCCAGUUUCAGGAUGCCGAACUGGGGAGGAGGCAAGAAAUGUGGGGUGUGCCAGAAGACGGUUUACUUUGCGGAAGAGGUUCAGUGCGAAGGCAGCAGCUUCCAUAAAUCCUGCUUCCUGUGCAUGGUCUGCAAGAAGAAUCUGGACAGCACCACCGUGGCCGUGCACGGCGAAGAGAUCUACUGCAAGUCUUGUUACGGCAAGAAGUACGGCCCCAAAGGCUACGGCUACGGGCAGGGCGCCGGCACGCUGAGCACCGACAAGGGGGAGUCUCUGGGCAUUAAGCACGAGGAGGCUCCUGGCCACAGGCCCACCACCAACCCCAAUGCCUCCAAGUUUGCGCAGAAGAUUGGCAGUUCCGAGAGGUGCCCUCGAUGCAGCCAGGCAGUCUAUGCGGCUGAGAAGGUGAUCGGUGCUGGGAAGUCCUGGCAUAAGUCCUGCUUCCGGUGUGCCAAGUGCGGCAAAGGCCUCGAGUCCACCACCCUGGCCGACAAGGAUGGCGAGAUUUACUGCAAAGGAUGCUACGCGAAAAACUUCGGACCCAAGGGCUUUGGCUUUGGGCAAGGAGCUGGGGCUUUGGUCCACUCUGAGUGAGGCUGCCGU
Mustela erminea (ermine) is the source of this 710-nucleotide messenger RNA. It is a transcript of the gene CSRP1, whose product is annotated as cysteine and glycine rich protein 1. Gene Ontology annotation, molecular function: structural constituent of muscle; actinin binding. Bases 120 to 701 code for a protein of 193 amino acids. Gene Ontology annotation, biological process: muscle tissue development; sarcomere organization. The record is from RefSeq and is a predicted model, not a curated record. NCBI's taxonomy places the organism in Eukaryota, Metazoa, Chordata, Mammalia, Carnivora, Mustelidae. The transcript is spliced from 6 exons. Gene Ontology annotation, cellular component: Z disc; cytoplasm; nucleus.